Messenger RNA from Oncorhynchus masou masou (cherry salmon), 665 nucleotides. RefSeq names its product kinase suppressor of Ras 2-like. The record is from RefSeq and is a predicted model, not a curated record. NCBI's taxonomy places the organism in Eukaryota, Metazoa, Chordata, Actinopteri, Salmoniformes, Salmonidae. The transcript has 2 exons. The coding region runs from base 339 to 665 and encodes 108 amino acids.
GAUAAGACUUGAUCGGUUGUGUUCUGAUUUUUGUUGAGGAGGUAUAGCCUAGGCUAUCUGCAUAAUGUGUUUGACGAUAUAACCCUCAGCAUCAGUACCAGGCUCAAUCAGAAACACCUUGAUGAACCACCACCUGGAAUACAAGGACUAUUACAAUGAAGUCGACUUUCACAUAGAUCACAUCUCGUUUCUAAACCAGUGUAUAUAAUAGAUUAUAACACCACGUUGGCUGGCGUUUUGCAGGGUACUUUAUUACAUGGAGCUAUUUCCACCUUUUUGUCCCCGAGUAGAGUAUUGUUUGUUGAAGUACACAUAAAAACGACCACUGCUCGCAAACUAUGGACGAGGAGAAUAUGACACAAAGCGACGAGCAGCAUUUGAGUUUGCAAAAAGCUUUGCAGCAGUGCGAGUUGGUUCAAAAUAUGAUAGACAUAAGCAUUUCCAGCUUGGAGGGUUUGAGGACCAAAUGUGCCACAUCCAACGACUUGACACAAAAAGAAAUACGAACGCUGGAGGGAAAGCUGGUGAAGUACUUCAGUCGCCAGCUGUCCUGUAAGGUGAGAGUGGCCUCACAGGAGGACAACACUGAGCUACAGGACUUCCCCAGACUGGGACACUGGUUCCGCAUCGUCAACCUGAGGAAGGAGGUCACUGAGGUACAUUGA